AUGGCCGCGCCAGUGCCGGUUGAUCGUCUACCGCCCACAACAACGGCGUACGUCAUUGCGACCGCCAUCAUCGCCGGCGUGACGGGUUACUUCAUCGGCCAAGGCGCCUCGCUCAACCUCUUCAAAGAAAAGCAAGGCUGGCCCAACGGCUACGAUGUCAAAGUCCACGCCGACUCCUCCGACGAAGAAGAUGACUCUGAGGAAGAGGAGGACAGCGAGGAUGAGGGCAAUGGCGAGGAGCUGGCCAACUUCAAGGAGAACCGCGAAGAAGUUAAGCUAGUGCUAGUCGUCCGAACAGAUCUCGGCAUGACCAAGGGUAAAAUCGCUGCCCAAGCCUCCCACGCGACCCUCGCCUGCUACAAAUAUUUCCUCGCCCAUGCACCUGAUUCCCCGAUUCUGCGCCAGUGGGAGCACGGCGGCCAGGCCAAGAUCGCCGUCCAGACCAAGUCGGAGGAUGAGCUCUUGACUUUGCAGGCACAGGCAAUGAGCCUGGGGCUUUGCGCGCGUGUCAUCCAGGACGCGGGACGCACUCAGAUUGCUAGUGGAAGCCGGACAGUACUGGGUGUCCUAGGACCUAAGAGCGUGGUGGAUGGAGUGACUGGCCAUUUGAAGCUACUGUAA
Penicillium chermesinum is the source of this 621-nucleotide messenger RNA. RefSeq names its product aminoacyl-tRNA hydrolase PTH2. The record is from RefSeq and is a predicted model, not a curated record. NCBI's taxonomy places the organism in Eukaryota, Fungi, Ascomycota, Eurotiomycetes, Eurotiales, Aspergillaceae. Bases 1 to 621 code for a protein of 206 amino acids. The transcript is spliced from 2 exons. Gene Ontology annotation, molecular function: peptidyl-tRNA hydrolase activity. Gene Ontology annotation, cellular component: cytosol; mitochondrion.